Messenger RNA from Rhizophagus irregularis DAOM 181602=DAOM 197198, 1072 nucleotides. RefSeq lists its product as uncharacterized. NCBI's taxonomy places the organism in Eukaryota, Fungi, Glomeromycota, Glomeromycetes, Glomerales, Glomeraceae. Gene Ontology annotation, cellular component: methylosome; pICln-Sm protein complex; plasma membrane. The record is from RefSeq and is a predicted model, not a curated record. Gene Ontology annotation, biological process: chloride transport; mRNA cis splicing, via spliceosome; cell volume homeostasis.
AUAUCUAAUAUUCUGACAGAAAUUUUAAGAUAAUCAAAUGAUUAAUAAUUUUUUGGCCAAUCAUUUUACUUCAUUGAAUUAUUAUUUAAAAAGGUUGCAAUGGACACUGCAAUGGACAGACAAGUGUUCAUAUUCAAGCUAUAAGUUAACCUAUAAGUUGAAAUCAAAAGUAAAAUUAUGGCAAUUAUCUUACUUACAACACCGCCAGCUGUGAUUACACGUGAAGAAGCGCGACAUUUACAACAGAAUUCUCCUGAUGCUAUAAUAGAGCCAAUCGCUCGUCAUAUACAACAGAAUGUUUAUGUACGAUUUACUCCCCCAGUUCCCGAUACUAUUUUAGGUAAAGGAACAUUAUGGGUAACGGAAAGUAAGUUAUAUUUUUAUUCCUGGGACACAAAUACAGGACUGGCAAUUGAUUAUCCUACUAUAAUAAUACACGCUAUAUCAAGACAACAAGCGCCGGACAGUACUGGACCAUGUAUUUAUACACAAUUAAACGAAAGAUUUAACGUUUCUACUGGAACCCCAACUCAACAACCUUUAGCAUCAUUAACAUCACGAGAAGUUGAUGAAGAGGAAGACGAUAUCACAACAGAACUGAAAUUUAUUCCUGAUGAUAUCGGUGCCCUUGACGCAAUAUUUGAAGCGCUAUCUGAAUGCGCGGCAUUACAUCCAGAUAAAGAGUUUAUGGAUGAAGAAGAUCCUGAUGAUGAAUUUUAUUAUGGUAAUGGUAAUGACGAUGAUAAUAGUCAAUGGUUUGCAGCUGCUCCAAGUGAUGAACAAGAAUUAAGUGAAAUUGGCAGAGCCUCGUUAGCAUAUUUAGAAUCUAUUAUUGAUAGCCCUCCAACUAACAAUACUAACAAUACUAAUAAUACUAGUAAUACAGCUACUCAACAACAAUCACAUCUACAGAAUAAUUAUGAUGAUGAAAUGUUUCAGGAUGCCGAAGAAGACAAUAAAUGAAUCUAGAAAUUAUAAUUAAAUAAGAUAUAACUGAAAACAUUUUAUUUUUCUAUUGAGAUAGCAAAUAUCUUUCCAUUUAUGAUAAAUUUUAAUAACACUUUGUACUUAA